ACAAUUCUACGAAAUGAUAAUCUCUUUUUUAGUAGUUUGGUUGUUAUUUUAUUUGUCUGAUUAGAUUGUUAGUUUUUUGUAUUUUUAUGAAUACUCUCAAAUUUUUAAAUAGAAGAAAGAAUUAAAUAAUUAAAGAAAAAAAGAUAAUAUCGAAAUUAAUAUUUUAACUUAAAGAAAAAGGUUAUCAACGAAACUUAAAAGAAUAGCUUUUAUAUUAGGUAAAGAAAGAAUCAUAAAAAUUGCUAAAGUAGAUUAAGCCAUCUAAAAUAAUAAGAAAUAGUGUAAAAUGGAAGAUAUUGUUGACUUUCGUACUGAAGGUACUUUUUAAGGAUAGGAUUAUAUUGUUAUUAUAAAGGCAUUCAACGAACAACUGCAAAUUCAUUUAGAAAGUAAAUACGAGCCUGUUUGGUGGAAUAAUACUUUCACUGCUAGCUAUUUAGAAGAUCUUACUCAGAAAACAGGAAUUCGCAGAAAAUUUAAUGAGUUUGUAGAAGCAGUAGUUCAUGGAUUGUCCAAAAGAACAGAAUCUAGCAACGUUGAUAUUUUGACUUUCUAAGAUUUAGAAAAUAUGAGAAAUGGUAUCCCAACUGCUUCUUAAAGCUAGUAGCAAUCAGGAGGUAAAAAUACUUCUUUGACUUCUUCAAGCAGUAGUGGAUUAAGCAGUGCUUCUAAAAAGAGCUCCAAUAAUAAGCGUUACAUUAUAGUUACAACUGAAGUCAAUGGAGAAAGAGUUCAUUAUCCCUUAAGCUUAAACUUGGAUGACAUAGAUAAUGUUGACGUUCUAAAGCAACAAAUUCGUAAAAUGAAACUUGAAGUUGAAGAACUAAAAGAAAAAUCAAUCAGAGGAUUUAGUGAAAUGGAUGGUGCAUAAAGUUCAAAAGGAAGCUUUAGUACAAGCAAAGGAAAUGUACACAUAAUGCCUGGAGGCUUCUUCUUAACUGACAAUAAUACCAAUUCUUAAAAUCUAGGAGGAUUAGAUCGAAAGAACAGCACUCAGAACUCGCUCAACACCACCCAGUAAAGCGUUGUUGAUUAGCUUAAAAGUGAGAAUGAAAUGCUGAAAACAAAAAUUAAAAGAAUAGAAGAAAGUAGCUUGUAAAAGAAAGGUGCUGUCGAGUUAGACAAUAUAGUGAAGACUAAAUAUGAGUUAGAAGAAGAACUCGAAAUGGUUCGUAAGGAAAGCCAGUAAACAAUUGAGCGCCUCAAAGUGUCUUUAGAAGAAAAGGAAGAAGAGCUUCUAAGAAGUAGAACAUAGUUUUUAAGUUUUUAGAAAGAAAUUACUCUCAGCCAGUCAUAAAUCCUAAAAGGUGGCUCUGAAGCAGAUGAAAGCACUCGCCGCUUAAGAGAGUUUAUAGUGAAACUGACAGAAUAAACUGAAAAUGAAGUUCUCAACUCUCGUAAAGUGAUUCAAAAGCAAUCCAAGGAAAUUGAAAAAUCAGCUAGUGAGAUUGAUUUCUUUAAGUAAAAUGAUCGCAAGCAAAAACAACGUAUCAAAUAAUUAGAAAUUGAACUUGAAUCUGCUAUUAAAAGAGUCUCCACUAAAGGUACAACAGACCGCUUAUAUUCUCCAUAUACAAGAAACACACCUGGAAGUAGCGCUUCUAAUACAAGUAAUCGUAGAGCAACAAGUGUUCCUACUAAAGGAUAUUCUCCAUCUAACAGAACCACUCCUACAUCUACAACAAAUAAUUAAAAUAAAUACGGUUAGAGAAAUGCAAGUAAUUCAGCAGGUUCUAGAACUGGUAUAUCGCCAUCAUAUUAGUUUAAUGCUAAGAAAACACCAACUACUACAUCAGCAACUUAAAUUUAAAAUAGAAGUCCAGGAGUGACAGGAAAUCGCUAUGGUUCAGGAAGCAACACUUAAGGCCUCAAUUAUAGAAGAAACUCACCUUCAGGAGGUACAUAAUCAACUACAAAUACUUCUAAUCGUUACGGGUCUUAGACUAAUCAAACUAACUCUGCAACAAAUAUUUAAAGUAACUCAAGAAAUAGAUACAAUGGUAGUGGAGGAAUAAGUGGAAUAACAGGUACAUAAACAGGAACAACUGCAAGUGCCUCAUAAAGGUAAUUUGGAACAAAUAAAACAAAUAACACAGCUACUUCUAAUAGAUUAACCAACUCUAACAAGGGUUUAUCACCAAAACCAAAUGCUGUUAAUGCAACCAGAUAAAGUCCUUCUAGUUAGAGAUUAAAUGGAAACCCUACUAUGUAAAGGACAAACAGCAAUUCUAGGCUAUCCCCUGCUUCCAGAUACAAUCUUACUAAUAACAACAAUAAAACAGGUAAUAAUAAACAAAGCCCAGGAACUCGCAUAAAUAACUACCUUUCUUCAAACGAUUAAAAAUUAAUGAAAAAAAUAGAUGAUAUGCAAGGAAAUAAAGUAGGAAAUAAUAGUGGCACUAAUAAUACCAAUAACUUAAUUAAGGAAUAUCAAGAUGUUAAAGUUGAUUCUGCUCCUAAUAGAAUAGAUGAAAUUGAUUAAAGAUUAAACAAAUUGCAAAAUUUAUUAAAAAUGGCUAAAAAUUGAAUUACUCUCAAUUCUCAAUAGAUUUAUUAACAUCAAAAAAGUUAGAAAAUUUGCCAAACAAACAGAAUAACUAAUUAAUUAAUUAAUGACAUGAAAAUAUAUUUUUUAUUAUUAUUAAAUGUUCUUUUACUAUAAAUUAUAUAUAUUUUUUAUUCUAAUUAAAUGUACUUUUACAAUAAAAUAGUGUUUAUUUUUUUAUAAAAAAUGCAGUUUAAUACAAAAA
Molecule: messenger RNA, 2750 nt
Organism: Tetrahymena thermophila SB210
Lineage: Eukaryota; Ciliophora; Oligohymenophorea; Hymenostomatida; Tetrahymenidae
Product: transmembrane protein, putative
Exons: 1
Source: RefSeq, a predicted model, not a curated record